Helianthus annuus (common sunflower) is the source of this 1035-nucleotide messenger RNA. RefSeq lists its product as uncharacterized. Bases 390 to 866 code for a protein of 158 amino acids. The record is from RefSeq and is a predicted model, not a curated record. Lineage: Eukaryota; Viridiplantae; Streptophyta; Magnoliopsida; Asterales; Asteraceae. The transcript has 2 exons.
CUUCAUAUGUUGUGUAGACAAAUACGCACACAAACAAAAGAUAAGGCCUUCAACUCCCUCAUCCUUUCUCUCUCUCGAUUUCUUCUGCACACCCACAUCAAAAUCAAAGCAUCUCCUUCCAUCUCAAACACACAUACAUCAGACUACAUCCCCACCCCCUCACCUCUUCACAUCCACUCAACCACCGCCCUCGAUCCAGAAACGGACCGCCGCCACCACCACCGUCCGGUGGUGGCACGACUACGAGACAGGAGAGAGAGACUGGAGCGAAGAGAGAGAAGCACAGAGAGAGAAAGAUCAAGGGAGAUCGAGAGAGAGAGAGGAGCUGACGCCGCCACUCACGGUGGCAGAAGUGGAGCUGUUUGCUGUGGUCCCCGACGGCUCGACUCAUGGUGGCUCUCGACUCACAGCGCCGACGAGAUAUGGAAGAGGGAGAUAGAGUGACGAUGUGCCUGUCGAUAGUGAUGGUGGUGCUUGACCGUUCCCGUAACAGCUCGACUCUAAAACUUUCGUCUUGUUGGUUUUUGGAAGUGGUGGAGGUAGAGCCGCGACGAUGGUGGUGGCUAACGGAGGUGGUCGACGACGGCGGUACAGCCGCCGGAGUUCACAGUGGCGGCGAUGGUGGGGCCGGCCGACGGCAGUGGUGGUGGUUCAGGUCAGCUUUUGAAGCGAGUCAGGUCAACUCAGUCGGGUCAAACCCGGUUCAGCAGGCUCAGUUUGGUUCAAAAAUUUCAGUUCAAGCUACACCAUGGUUCGGACUCACUUCGUUUUGGUUCGGGCUCGCGACACGGUCAAAGUCAGUCAACAAAAGUCAACUUGUCAAAUCCCAGUCAACGGCAGUCAAACUGUCCGAUGUUUCGACAUGAAAGAAUUGGUAAAGAUAACGCCGCGUUUAUAAUUUUGAUAAUGAUUGUUUUAUUUUCGUGAUGUCGAGCUCUCGAACUGAAUGAUAGAAUCACAUAUAUGUAUAUAGCUUACAGUUUCAUAUAUUAUCUUGUUUUAUAACUUGUGUUUAUAAAUAUAUUGUUUGAAUCU